Closterium sp. NIES-65 is the source of this 196-nucleotide messenger RNA. The record is from the annotation of a GenBank genome assembly. NCBI's taxonomy places the organism in Eukaryota, Viridiplantae, Streptophyta, Zygnematophyceae, Desmidiales, Closteriaceae.
CAGCUUUCCUCGCGGCGAUGGUGGCGGUGGCUUUCGCAGGCGACGACGACAACAACAGAGGCGACAGCUGGAAACCUAAGAGCUUCACCUCCGCGCUGGUUGGGGCUAACGAGAUUCCCAAGAAUAACUCCGAAGCUGCCAGGAACGCCGUUGGGGACAAGCGCGGCACUGUGGAUAUGAAGCUGGACAUUCAUAA